Molecule: messenger RNA, 1194 nt
Organism: Desarmillaria tabescens
Lineage: Eukaryota; Fungi; Basidiomycota; Agaricomycetes; Agaricales; Physalacriaceae
Exons: 3
Coding region: 7-1194 (395 amino acids)
Molecular function (GO): protein binding
Source: RefSeq, a predicted model, not a curated record
CCACAAAUGUCCUCUAAUCUCUCCGCCUUGCAGCUGGAUUCCCCUUCAAAUCUGGAGGGCCUCCCUCUCGAGCUAUUGGAAGAGAUUCUUUCACACCUCCAUACCCCCACUAUCAAACAACUUUCCUUGGCAUCCUCUACCCUCCAUAGCGCAUGCUUUCCCUAUUUCUUUCGCAACUUAGCCUUGCACGGAUCCUUCGGUCCUGCCACCAAGUUUCUUGCCGACUUCGAAAAACGCGUUCCCAUUUCUUGCUUGCGCACGGUCUGGUUAGAAUGGGUGAAAGAGGAUGUCUCAACCGCUAUUUUUCCGUGGUGCAAAGGUGUUCAUAGCGUGAAAAUCAACGGAAGUUCGGUGGGCAACACGGCGAUUCUGCCUGCGUUAACCUAUCUUACAAACCUCGAAUUGACGAACCUGUCAUUCCCAUGUUUGGCUGACUAUUUUCGGUUGCUGGAGACUCUGCCGUUGACGGUCAAGAGUGUCAAGGUUCGCAUGAUUACGUUUCGUGAGUCGCAGUCGAAUUGGAUUGUUGGUCGUAGGAUUGAGCUGGAGCGGUUGGAUAUUGAUUCGGCUGCUGACUUGGGGCCAUUUCUUAGAGACGACUGCCCAAUUUCCCCAUUUUCUUUACGAGAGGUAUCCCUUCCGUAUUCUUCUGUGAGGGAUCUUGAGGUCUUCCUUCGAAGGAUUCCAAUUUUGCUUGAUCUAUCAAUUAAAAUGGAUAAAUUCGAAGACAUACCAGUUUCUUUCGUUUUUACGAAAUCGAAAGCGCUGUCCAUAAUCGACUGCACUCGGGAUACUUGCUUUCUCAAGAACCUCUUCGCUCCAUCCUCCGAUACUCCAUCACCGUUGGAAUCAUUGAACCUGACAUUUUCUUGCACCCAGUGGGUAUCGCCUCAACAGGUAUCCAGACAUCUUGCCCAGGUGUUUUCACAGCCCCGAUUCCACAACCUGAGGAUGCUUCACCUGAAUAUAGAGAGACCAUUGUUCGGUGUGCUUAAUUCAGAGCUAUCACAGGGAUGGCACGGAUGGGCUAGGAGAUUCGAACUUGAUCUCCAAGCUGUAGGGAGGAUUCCCAGGAUCGCCGUCAGCACCGUAGAACCAUUGGAAACCUAUCGUGGAAAUAACGACGAAAGUACACAAUACGACAGGUUAAAGAGCACAUAUAUUACAUACAAAGAGUUCCAGCAGGCUAUUUAA